UGGCAAUGUUUCCCAGCCCCAGCACGUCCACACCCUUCUCUGUCAAGGAUAUAUUAAACUUGGAGCAGAAUCCCGACGUGAUGGUAUCUUCUCUGGACGUUUCCCCACGCAUGGAUUGCUCCACCUCCUCCUCCUGCAUGCUGGCCCGCCUGAAGCAGGAGUCUCUCCGUGACAUGUCCACCGCCGCCUCCACCGCCUCUCUGUUUCACCAGGACAUCCAGGACUCCAAUAAGGUCGGCAGAGGCAACUGUGCGUCUACCUUUUAUGGCAAAUCGCUCAUGGGAAUGGAAAUGGAAACGGGUGCAAAAUCAGAUGCGUUUGAGGGAAAACGAAGAAAAGAAGAUUUCUGCGCUCCUGUCGGGCCUCUGGGAGACACAAAGUCCGAGGACAUGCAGCGGCCCAAGCCUCGGAGGCGCAGGAAGCCGCGGGUCCUCUUCUCCCAGGCGCAGGUGUACGAGCUGGAGCGUCGGUUCAAGCAGCAGAGGUAUCUGUCCGCCCCGGAGCGAGACCACCUGGCCGGGGUGCUCAAACUUACCCCGACACAAGUGAAGAUCUGGUUCCAGAACAGGAGGUACAAGUGCAAGCGGCAGAGGCAGGACCAGAGCCUGGAGAUGGUGUCCCUGCCGCCGCCCAGAAGGGUGUCAGUGCCGGUGCUGGUGCGGGAUGGGAAGCCCUGCCUUGCUGGAGAGGCGGCCGCCUACAACCCUUCCUACAGCGUGGGCCACAUCAACCACUUCGCUUAUAACAACUACCCAUCCUUCAGCAACUACACCGGCCCCGGAUGCAACACAAACUAUGCGUGCAAUUACCCUGCAGGCACCAUGCAGACUGUACAGGGGUCGUCCAGCAAUGGGAAUUACGUGAACUUUGGGGUGGGGGACUUGAAUAAUGUCCAGAACACAUUUUCUCCCAGUAACGGAGUGUCCUCGCUGCACGGCAUUAGAACAUGGUAACACAAACAUCAAAAAGAAAACACAUCUACUAAUUCAGUUUGAGCGGAUUCUAAGACUGCAUGCGGAUUUCUAAAGGUGUCCAAACAGUAAGGUCUAUUUAUAUAGCUAUAGCUAUCUGAGUUUCCUAUUGGUUUUUUUUUUUUUUUUCCUU
Messenger RNA from Girardinichthys multiradiatus, 1104 nucleotides. It is a transcript of the gene nkx2.5, whose product is annotated as NK2 homeobox 5. Gene Ontology annotation, biological process: regulation of transcription by RNA polymerase II; cell differentiation. The record is from RefSeq and is a predicted model, not a curated record. The coding region runs from base 6 to 953 and encodes 315 amino acids. The transcript has 2 exons. Gene Ontology annotation, cellular component: nucleus. NCBI's taxonomy places the organism in Eukaryota, Metazoa, Chordata, Actinopteri, Cyprinodontiformes, Goodeidae. Gene Ontology annotation, molecular function: DNA-binding transcription factor activity, RNA polymerase II-specific; RNA polymerase II cis-regulatory region sequence-specific DNA binding.